Messenger RNA from Pelagomonas calceolata, 1119 nucleotides. Lineage: Eukaryota; Pelagophyceae; Pelagomonadales; Pelagomonadaceae. The record is from the annotation of a GenBank genome assembly.
GUUGUUGUGUCAACUUAUCUCAGGGACGCGCGGGUGGCGUCGGUGCACAUGCGUAUACAGGACAAGGGAGGUGUGGGGGCAUGUCGUGGUCGAGACCGGACAUGUACCGGGUGGGCGUUGGCUGUUUUUUUUUGGGAGUGGGGACUACCCCUGCGACCGUCGGUCGGCGACGUCCGCGUCGAUGAUAUGCUCCAGGGGCGACGGGGGCGCGCCGUGUUUUCCAAGAUUGUCAGGAAUCCAACCCUUCCCGUAGACCCACUUCAGCCCGGGUCGCGGUGGCGCCGGGUCACGGAAGAGCCAUGCAAACGCAGACGGCUUGUUGGGAUGCCGCGGCGGCGGCGCGCUCUUUUUCGUCGGCGUCGUGGCGACAGGGCGCGUCGCCUGUUGCUGCGGCGCCGGCCCUCUGCUGACGGCCUCGAUGGCGGCGUCCUGCGCGUCACGCGUCGCGCGGUCCCCGAGGCGCUCGAGGAGAUCGGCGGCGAGCGGCGGCUCGCACCUCGACAAAGCAGUAACGUAGGCCGGCCGCGCGCUCGCGUCGACGCGCGCCAUCAGGAACUCGGCGACGGCGUCCCGCUCGUCGUCGUCGGGCAUGAGCUGGGCCACGGUCUGCGCCGCCUGCCGCGACGAGAGGCUCGCCUUCCCGAAGAGCUCCUGGAGGCGGUCCAGCGUCUUGCGCCGCCGCCGCGUCUCCGAGGCCGGCGGCCAUUCCAACGGGGACGGCAGGUUUCGGGCCAACAGCGCCUCGAAGGCGGAGUCGGAGUACGUGAGCUUGGGGGUCCCGGCGCCGCGCAGCAGCGCCGCGAGGCGCGCGUCGUGGACCGACGUCAGGGAGUCGUCGUUCUUGUCCGCUGUUUCUUUCGGCUCCGUCGGUGGCGGUACCAGCGGCUGGGCGCUGGCGCCCGCCCCCAUCGGUCUUCUGGGCGUCACGGGCCGCCAAAAAAAAUCCCCGUCGCUGGUCCAAGCCCUGGACUCCAGAAGCUCCUCUUUCACCUCAAGCAGCCCCGGCGCGGUAAACUAACCCCGCGACGGUCCGUGGCUGUCAAGUGGGCCGAAACACGUCGCGUAGGACCGCGGGCUGCCGAUCAGGCCGACACGCCGAUGCGCAAGUAGGCCCAAAGA